AACUGAUAAUGAAGCGAGUUUAUCGGAGGCGUUGAAAAUAAAUCGGAGAAAAUGUUUUUGGUGAAAUUCGUUAUGAUCGAGAGCCCAAUAAAUUCGAUGCUGGACAACCGCCAAUUGGAAUAAUAUUUGUAAAAAUGAUAAUAUUCCUGCGCUAACGAUUCUCAGAGUCGAGCGAGAAUUCUGGAAUCGCGAUGGUGAUUAACCUCCCCACACUCGUGAACGGACGUUUUUCGGAAGACCUCACCGGCAAAAUCGGACCGUUACCUUCCAAUAUUACCAAACACUUGAACGACUACUGGCACUUCUUCAAGUCGCUUCAUAAUAAAACGUACGUGGGAAAAUGCGAAAUGCGGAGACGAAUGGCUUGGGAGGAUAACAUACUGAAAAUUUAUCGACACAAUUUACUCGCAGCUGCGGGACACCACUCCUACACUCUCCGCGAUAAUCAUCUUUCUGAUCUCGGCACGAAACAGUACAUACGUCAACUGGUGAGAUUGAUUCCGAGUCGUCGUCGGCGCGUCAGCGAUGACCCGAUGGUAGCAGCGGUGCUGCACGAUCCUCGAUCGAUUCCAACUCAUCUCGACUGGCGAGAAAAAGGCUUCGUGACUGAGCCCGUAAAUCAACGGGAUUGCGGCAGCUGCUACGCUUAUUCGAUCAUCGGAAGUAUAGAAGGUCAGAUUUUCAAAAAAACAGGAAAAAUAGUGCCACUGAGCGCGCAGCAGCUCGUUGACUGCAGCACGAGCACCGGGAACGUCGGAUGUGCCGGAGGAUCUCUGAGAAACACCCUGAAAUAUCUCGAGAAAUCCUGCGGAAUUAUGGCUCAAAAAGCUUAUCCUUACAAGGCCAAGGAAGGUCGAUGCCGAUAUAACGAGGACAUGAGUGUGGCUAAUGUUACGUCAUGGGCUAUUUUGCCAGCCCGGGACGAACGAGCACUCGAAGCUGCCGUUGCCACGAUCGGACCAAUAGCCACUUCGAUUAACGCCAGUCCGAAGACCUUUCAACUCUACCACCAAGGAGUUUACGACGAUCCGAACUGCAGUUCCGAUCUCGUUAAUCACGCGAUGCUGAUCGUCGGUUAUACGCCGAACGAAUGGAUCCUGAAGAAUUGGUGGGGCGACAGCUGGGGUGAGAACGGUUACAUGAGGCUGAGGAAGGGCAGGAAUCGGUGCGGGGUCGCGAACUAUGCAUCGUACGCGAAAGUUUGAAGAAAAACCUGGAGGUUUAUCCGAGUCUACUUUUUACUUUUCCCAUAAAUUUUGUUAUACGUUUUUUUUACGGAGAAUAAUAAAACGGCUGU
This is a messenger RNA of Venturia canescens, 1297 nucleotides long. It is a transcript of the gene CtsL4, whose product is annotated as Cathepsin L4. Gene Ontology annotation, molecular function: cysteine-type endopeptidase activity; cysteine-type endopeptidase activator activity involved in apoptotic process. Bases 192 to 1205 code for a protein of 337 amino acids. Lineage: Eukaryota; Metazoa; Arthropoda; Insecta; Hymenoptera; Ichneumonidae. Gene Ontology annotation, biological process: immune response; positive regulation of apoptotic signaling pathway; positive regulation of peptidase activity. Gene Ontology annotation, cellular component: lysosome. The record is from RefSeq and is a predicted model, not a curated record. The transcript has 7 exons.